Molecule: messenger RNA, 1368 nt
Organism: Selaginella moellendorffii
Lineage: Eukaryota; Viridiplantae; Streptophyta; Lycopodiopsida; Selaginellales; Selaginellaceae
Product: class V chitinase
Exons: 2
Coding region: 1-1368 (455 amino acids)
Biological process (GO): carbohydrate metabolic process; chitin catabolic process
Cellular component (GO): extracellular region
Molecular function (GO): chitin binding; chitinase activity
Source: RefSeq, a predicted model, not a curated record
AUGGAAAGGAGAAGCUUGGCCUCGAUCUUCCUCGCUUUCCUCGUUGUCGCCAGUGAUCACUACGCUGCAGUCUCGGCAUUCCCGGCCCAAGAUCCUUGGAGAAAGAAUGAUCCCUGGAACUGGCACUAUUUCCCCAGGAACACCAAGGUGGUGAGGGUGGCCUACUGGCCGGCAUACUCCGCCGAUCAGUACCCGGCCUCGUCCAUCGACUCCACGCUCUUCACGCACCUCAACUACGCCUUCGCCAAUCUCAACGCCAGCGACAACACCGUCGUCCCCGACGAUGCCGCGCGGAUCGCCGCCUUCUCGCGCACCGUCAAGUCCCGCAACCCGUCGCUCAAGACGCUCCUCUCCAUCGGCGGCGGUGGAGCCGAUCCAAAGCCCUUCUCCGCAAUGGCGUCCAAGGCCUCGUCCCGCACGGCAUUCAUCUGGAGCUCCAUCGCGCUGGCGCGAUCAAACGCCUUCGAUGGGCUGGAUCUCGACUGGGAAUUCCCGCAGAACCAGACCGACAUGGACAACCUGGGCACCCUCUUCGCCGAGUGGAGAUUCGCCGCGGCCGCGGAGGCCGGCCACUCGGGCCGUCCGCGCCUGCUGCUUACCGCCGCGGUAUACUACUCGGGCACCAUCAGGUACGAACUCACACCGCGCGGUACCGCAAGAACGUACCCCACGAAAUCGAUCAACGCCAACCUUGACUGGGUCGGGCUCAUGGCGUUUGACUACCACGGCAGCUGGGAGCCGACUGUGACCGGCGCCCAUACCGCGCUGUACGACCCGAAGAGUGACGUCAACACCGCCGCCGGUGUCGCGCGGUGGAUGGCGGCGGGGCUGAGGCCGGACAAGGGAGUGCUCGGCCUGGCAAUGUAUGGCCACUCGUGGAUUCUCAGUGACCCCAGCGCCAAGGCUGGAAUCGGGGCCCCGGCAAAGAGUCCCGGGCCGGGCGACGCGACGCCAGUGUUUGCCGGCAUCGUGGCGACUGUUAGCGGCGACGACAAGGCGACGGUGGUGUAUGACAAUGUGACCGUCACGGCCUACGCGCAAGUUGGAAGCUUGUGGAUUGGAUUCGACAACGAGGAAUCCAUCCGGAACAAGGUGGGCUUCUUGCGCAGCAAAGGGAUGAGAGGAUACUUCUUCUGGACGGCCAGUUUCGAUAGCGGCAAUGGGACGCUCUCUCGCGCGGGUUUGUCUUUCUCCUUUUGUUUGUUCUUGAUCCUUUGCUCAUCGUUUGCGCUUGUCUUUUACUUUAGCUGCGGCAGCGCUGGGACACUGAGAUCCAAGACGAAAGAGGAGGAAAACGAGAGAGAUUUUGCUCAUGAGCUUGUAGAAAUUACCAUUGAGGAAGAUGAUGGAAUAAAGUAUCUACUGUGA